Messenger RNA from Apiotrichum porosum, 396 nucleotides. RefSeq names its product Vacuolar protein sorting-associated protein 55. The transcript has 4 exons. Gene Ontology annotation, cellular component: endosome; Vps55/Vps68 complex. Gene Ontology annotation, biological process: late endosome to vacuole transport via multivesicular body sorting pathway. NCBI's taxonomy places the organism in Eukaryota, Fungi, Basidiomycota, Tremellomycetes, Trichosporonales, Trichosporonaceae. The record is from RefSeq and is a predicted model, not a curated record. Bases 1 to 396 code for a protein of 131 amino acids.
AUGGCCGCAGGGAUAAAGACCGUCAUCUUCCUCGCGUUCGUCCUCGCGCUCGGCUUCCUCCUCGUCAUCCUCAGCUGUGCGCUGUACCAGAACUGGCUGCCCUUAAUUGUUGCCUUUACAUUCGUUCUUGCCCCCCUCCCCAACUCUAUCUGUGCACGAUGUGCCCGCGCAGACGAUAUUUCGCCAGAGUACAACUCGGCAUAUGUUGAUUUCGGCCGCUUUGUUACGGGCAUGCUGGUUGCCACGGGCUUCGCGCUCCCUCUCGUCCUCCUGCACUCGGGCAUCAUCUACCCAGGAGCGUGCUGGAUGGCCAUCUCGGGCGGUCUGCUCGUCUACGGCACGAUCCUGGUGUACUCUGGAUGGUUUGGCUCGGGCAGCGACGAUGACGAGUUUUGA